AUGGCUGCUGUUUAUGAUUAUGACGCUCAAGAUCGGAUAAUUUCAACGUUCUAUGAAAUAUCUUACUGGAUUUUGAUUGUAACGUUACCCAUUCAUUUUUAUGGUUUGUAUUGUGUUUUCUUCCAAAGCCCUCAUUUUCAUCGGUCUUUUAUUUAUCCUCUUGGUUUACAUGUAUUUUUGUAAGUUCUGAAUAAUAACUAUUCUGACUCUACAAAUUAUCUGAAAUUCAGAAGUGCUUUAGAAGAAGUGGUGAAUAUUGUUGUUCGUCCUGUUGUUUAUAUUCCAAUUAUUGGAAUAUUUGCUGACGGUAUCAUCACUCAUAUAUUCAAAAUCAAUGCAUUCCUUCAAAUGAUAUUUAUUGUACUUCUGGUUCAAAUAAAUACAUCCGCUCUGAUUCACAUCAGUUUUUAUCGCCUAAAAGUUAUUAUGCCAAUUACGUUCCCAUUCUACAAUCUGAUUUACAAAUGUGGUUUGAGUUUUCUAAUUCUGAUUUACGUGACCAGUAUAUUUUCUGUAUUCGGAUUUUAUUUGCUCUAUGAGGAUCAGUUUGAAGCAAAAAUGUUCUAUCAGCAGGUAAACAAACUUUACACAACGAAUUGUUAUUUUACAAUUAGAACCUGUAAUUACACUCCCUUCUGAUUCUUGAUGUGGUUACAACUACCGUAAUAAGGCAGAAAAAUAUUUUUUGAAGCCAAAACACAAAAAAUAAUCAAAACACAUUUUUCAGAAAUUUUCAACACUACCAAAAUGCUUUUGGCAAUCAAAUUUUGUUGUGUCUUCAGGUCGUUCAGAACAUUUUCAAACUUUUAUGAGUGUUGGAUCACUUUUCCUUGUGUUUCACGUAGUUUUGUCUGGUGUAAUUUUGUCAGUUGCUCAUUAUAUUCUUCAUCGAACAAAAAGUCGAAUGUCUGAAAAAGUUCUUGCAGCACAGAGAUCGUAUUUGAAUAUGCUUCUUAUUCGAGUAAUUUUGAUAGAUAAUUCAACUAAUUGUUUUGAAAAAAAAACAUGUUUACAGAUCCUUACUUUAUUAAUUUUGGAUAUCGUUCCAUACACAAUUUUUGCUCUUGCAAUGAAGCAUGUCUUCGAAGAUUCAUUUAUAAUUAUGCUCGCAUUCUUUCUGUCAUCAAUUUAUGGAGCUGCUUCAACUCUAACACUAAUUUUAUUCACAAGACCCUAUCGAAACUUUCUAGUUCAUAAAAUUAUUAGAAAACCAUCAAAAGUUACAACAAUUAUUAAAGAUGGUAUUGAUCAAGGCUAA
This is a messenger RNA of Caenorhabditis angaria, 1258 nucleotides long. The record is from the annotation of a GenBank genome assembly. NCBI's taxonomy places the organism in Eukaryota, Metazoa, Nematoda, Chromadorea, Rhabditida, Rhabditidae.